UGAUUAGCUAUAAUGUUAUUUAACAAUGGUACACAAAGAGACAUUGUAAUAUAUGGACUUGGGUGUUCUGCUUGACUGACCCCCAACAGUGUAGAAGUAAAAGAACAGUGUGGACGGGUCCCGGGACCUUGCUUAUUCUCUACAGUGUUGUUGUGAAAGUUCUCGUCCCUGCGCCGUGGACCUGCGCUGCAUGUUCUGGUUUUGUCCCGCUCUCACACGAGGAACACUGCGGAGCUACGAGCCACAUCUCAGGUACAGACUGUGUAGUUCAUAUCUGCGAGGAGCACAGACAAGUCAUCCCCACACAGACGGACAAACAACAGCGGAAGAUUGGACUGAUCGAGAGGGGAGAACAGAGAGGCCCCGAGAGCAGGAGGCACGAGCAGAGCCAUGGCUAACAUCGCGGUGCAAAGGAUCAAGCGGGAGUUUAAGGAAGUCCUAAAAAGCGAAGAGACAAGUAAAAACCAAAUCAAAGUGGACUUAGUGGAUGAGAACUUCACAGAGCUCAGAGGGGAGAUAGCAGGUCCUCCAGAUACACCUUAUGAAGGGGGCAGGUAUCAACUAGAAAUAAAAAUACCUGAAACGUAUCCUUUUAACCCACCAAAGGUGCGCUUCAUUACCAAGAUCUGGCAUCCUAAUAUCAGUUCUGUGACGGGGGCAAUAUGUUUGGACAUUUUAAAAGAUCAGUGGGCAGCUGCCAUGACCCUUCGAACUGUGUUGUUGUCACUUCAAGCACUUCUUGCUGCCGCAGAACCAGAUGAUCCACAAGAUGCUGUUGUUGCAAAUCAGUACAAACAGAACCCCGAAAUGUUCAAACAGACUGCAAGGCUGUGGUCUCACGUCUAUGCAGGUGCUCCUGUCUCCAGUCCAGACUAUACACUCAAAAUAGACAAACUUUGUGCCAUGGGUUUUGAUAAGAAUGCAGUAAUAGCAGCAUUAUCUUCAAAAUCUUGGGAUGUGGAAACAGCAACAGAACUCCUGAUAAGCAACUGAGUCUGGGCCUGGUCUGAGGAUUAUAAAACCCCAAGAAAAUGACAGCAACUCAUCCUGAGCACCAUUCCACCAUUGCCUUUUAUUACACAGAAAUGGCCCCAUCUGUCACAGCAGCCUGGUCUUCAGAUUUGUUAUAACCUCAUGUAGCUCCACAAUUCACAGCAAAUUGUCUGUUUGUGAAUACAGCUACUCUUUCCUUUAAUCAAAAUGUGACACAUCAUAAUAACAUUCAAUAAUGUACUGUCUUCCAUACAAUUUUUUUUCAGUUUUUAUUUGUGUCAAGUGAACUGCCUGGAGGAUUUCUAUUGUCAAAGGAAAAUCAUACAAUUUGCUCUCAUAAAAACUCCAAAAUGUGGAUCCACACAGUAGCUACAAAACUAAAGACAAUAUUGUUCUCCAGAUGGAUCUAUCCAUCUACUGUGAGUCUACAAGUAAUUGCAGAAAAAUUAACAUAAAAAUAUAUUUUGCCGGCCCUUUUGGAAAAUAUCAGAGCAGCAUGAAUCCAUCACCAUUUAAAGACAUUUUUUUGUACAUAUCAGUGUGUAUAUUUGAAAAUAUUGGGGUUAUACUUUUCUUACAUGACAUUGUAAAGCAAAUUAUUUUAAAUACAAACUAUGCCUAGUUUACAAUUAUACAGAAGAUAUACCUUUUUAUGCAUCAGUGGUUCUUCUGGGUGUCCCUGUUCAGUUUUGGUUUUGCACAGCUAAGUUAUAAUGAUAAAGCCAACAUUAGUUCAUGUGUCUUAUGAAAUCUGCAUGUUCCUACAUUGCCUUUAUUUAUUAGGCCAAAUGAUGUGGUAAAGGGUUGUCAAGUCUUAGACUUGAAACACGUGUCUUUCCAGAUAGGUGGGAAUUGUUAUCUAAAACUCCUGAUCUUGUCAGUCAUGAAGUACAUCAGGUUUAAGGUAAAAAUAUAAGGAACCAAAGUGGCCUCUAAAUGCAGAGGAAAAUUUCAUAUGUACUUACAGGGUGUUUCUUUAAAGAGAAGAAAAGAGGCCAAGACACCACAUCCUGAGCCACAUUGAAAUCUUGACCUUGAUUAGUAGUUCAAAUGAACUACCCUUACAAUGCCAACAACCACAGCUGUCUUUCUAUCAGUUAUGAGCCAGGACUCAUUACAGUGUUGUUUAGAAAUUUUGCUGGUACUCAAACUGUAACUAUUGUUUUUGUUGUGCCGAAUGCCUCUUCACACAGGGUCUUUACUUUGGAGUUGCAUCUCAUUGACCAGUGAGAGACUUUCAUUAGUUUGUGUACAGGGCUUGGGCACCAGGUGGCUGCCCAACAUAGUCAAAAUCUUUAAGCCAGGGACAUAAUGCACACACCUCAUUUUGUAAAUAAGAUCCUUGGCAGAAGUCCUUAAUCACUAAGAGCACCAUUGAUGGCUGUACGUUUUCUAUGAAAAAGGACAAAGGAAAAGCCCAAAUUCCCUGUCCUUUCUUUUUGUUCCUUCAUAUAGCGUCUUGCACGACAAAAGCAUAAAAUGGGACUGUUGCAUCUGUUUCUACAUCUGGUUGAAAUCAUUUGCAGGUUUGUUUCUGGAGGAAGAAAGCACCUGCAGUUUAAAGCAUGGUUAAUUUAUUGUGACUGUCAUGAUUUUUGAAUAAAAAUGAAACCCUA
This is a messenger RNA of Periophthalmus magnuspinnatus, 2609 nucleotides long. RefSeq names its product ubiquitin-conjugating enzyme E2Kb (UBC1 homolog, yeast) (gene ube2kb). The record is from RefSeq and is a predicted model, not a curated record. Gene Ontology annotation, biological process: proteasome-mediated ubiquitin-dependent protein catabolic process; protein polyubiquitination. NCBI's taxonomy places the organism in Eukaryota, Metazoa, Chordata, Actinopteri, Gobiiformes, Gobiidae. The transcript is spliced from 7 exons. Bases 391 to 993 code for a protein of 200 amino acids. Gene Ontology annotation, cellular component: nucleus. Gene Ontology annotation, molecular function: protein binding; ubiquitin conjugating enzyme activity.